Messenger RNA from Agrilus planipennis (emerald ash borer), 6291 nucleotides. RefSeq lists its product as uncharacterized. Bases 158 to 4120 code for a protein of 1320 amino acids. NCBI's taxonomy places the organism in Eukaryota, Metazoa, Arthropoda, Insecta, Coleoptera, Buprestidae. The record is from RefSeq and is a predicted model, not a curated record. The transcript is spliced from 9 exons.
GCUUGGAGUUGAACGAAUUGACCGACAAGUGCAAGCUGUUGUUUGUAAUAGUGCGUAUGUUUUCGUCUCCUCGUCGUGUUUAAAGGUACUUAGCUUCCGAUCGGUGCAUUUUAAAAAGGUGUAACAUUUGAUCCCCGGUUUAAAUAAUGCGCGAAGUAUGACUACUACUACAAUAAGGAAGUCAUAUGGAAAUAGAAAAUUAUAUUCGUUUCCUGAGGAUUAUCCUCUGCGUGUUGUAAAACAAAAAGCCAAUAACAAUGCCCCUAAAAAGACUGAAGACGUAGCAAAACUGCUCAAGUACAUCGAAGAUAACAUUAUCGGUAAAAACAAUGCCUUCCUGGGACCCUUUGGAAGACGAAAAGUUGUUUUUUGCGAUUACGCAGCAUCUGGAAGAUCACUUCAAUUCAUCGAAGAAUACAUCGUUCGGGAGGUACUACCAUGUUUUGGUAGCACUCAUUCAACUGUCAGUAUUACAUCAUUGCAAACCAGUCUUUUUAGACAAGAGACGCGAGACAUAAUACGGAAUGCCGUAAAUGCUUGCGAUGAAGACACCGUUCUGUUUGUGAGCGACGGUGCCAAAGGUGCCAUUAACAAACUUAUACAAAUUUUGGACUUCAGAGAACCACCUAUUGUGUUUUUCGCUCCUAACGAAGAUGCCGAAAAUAUAAAAUUAUGGCAAAGUAUUGGAGCAACAGUGAUAAGGAUAGGGGAAACAAAAGAAGGAUUUAUAGAUCUCAACGAUUUGGAGGAACAGCUAAAAAUAUACCAAAAUUCUGGUCGCCAGAUGAUUGGUUGUUUUUCAGCUGCCUCCAACGUAACGGGUAUACUAACUGAUGAUAUUGCGUCUACUUUACUUUUACACCAGUAUGGUGCUCUAUCAUUUUGGGAUUAUAGCGUUGCAGGUCCAACUGUUUUGAUAGAUAUGAACCCCGUGGUAUCGGGGGUUGAAGAAAAUGCCCUUAACAAAGACGCCCUGUAUUUUUCAGGGCACAAGUUUAUCGGCGGUGUACAAACACCAGGUGUUUUGGUUGCCAAGAAAACUCUUUUUCAACAAAUAAACAUGAACCACAACGAUAGCUUUUUCGAAAGCCAAGAACAUAAAAAAUGUUUUGAAACCAACGAAGAGGGUAGUACAGCAGCCGUUGUAGAGUCCAUUAGGGCUGGACUUGUCAUGCAACUUAAAGAAACUGUAACAGUUGCAAAUAUUAUGCAAAGACAAGAAAAAAUAACGAAACAAAUGCUUCAGCAUAUUCGGACAAUCCCGGAAAUAAUAUUAUUAGGAAAUGGUUCGAGUCAAAUGAAACGACUACCCAUAUUCUCGUUUGUAGUAAAACAUCCCCGAGGAAUUUUUCUACAUCAUAAUUUCGUUUGUGCCGUACUUAACGAUGUUUUUGGUAUUCAAGCUAGAGCUGGGUGCGCUUGUACAGGCUCUUACGCCCAAGAUCUACUAAAGAUCGAUCAAAACUUGGCCGAUCAAUUCGAAAACAUUAUUUUGGAAGACAGGAGAUUGAGCAGCUUGAAUUUAUCAGUGAAUUCGACUUUAGAGCUACUUAAACCGGGUUUCACCCGAAUUAGUCUUCCGUAUUUUAUGAGCGAAUCGGAACUGGCGUUUGUUAUGGAAGCUGUGAAGAUGGUAGCUACAGAAGGUUGGAAACUUCUUCCACAAUAUAUUGCAGACUUGAAUACGGGCGAAUGGCGUCACUACUCAAACGCGGUGUGCAAAGACAGGAAGUGGUUGAAUUCGGUUCGAUACGUGGACGGUAAAAUGACAAUGAACGAACGGAGGAUAUCGGGGCCCGGAGUUUUUCCGCAGAAUUAUUCCGAAUGUUUACAAACCGCUCGUAAUUUGUUUAACCGUGCGAGGAAGACCAUUUCGCGGAGUCCUUUCCCAGACCAAUCGAUCCAUUUCGACUCACGAAGCGAAAAAUUAAGGUGGUUUAUGAUCCCGAAGGAGGCCCAAAACAUACUGAUGGGCAAAUCACAGAACGUUAAAAAUACAGUUCCAUUUAAUCCUGUUGGAUACGCAGGAUCGAGAAAAUGUGAUAAAAUAAGGGAUGGAAACACUUGCAGUAGCAGCCCCUCUCCGUUACCCUACACCUCGAAUUGCAAUCUUACUACCAGACACCUCAGCCUCCCCACGAUCGACGAUGCCCUGCAUUCCCCAUCUCCUGUACCUUACCUAUUCCAAGACAACGCCAUGUUCAAUUCCUCAACGUUCCAACACUUCAUUCAGUCAAAUGCUCCGAAUUUCGCUGUUGGUGAAGCAGUUAGUUCUAAUGUAUUUAGUCCUGUUGCACCUCAACCGACUGUGUAUCAACGAGAAAGGUGUUUGAGUUUGGGUGAUCCGACUGUAUCUCCUCCACCACCCGCUCCUCUACUGAGCCCUCAAACAAGGGCUAGUCUAGGGAUGGGGGGUAUCGUUCGUAAACGAAAUUGUAGCUGUAGCAGCCAGACCGAUCUCCAUUCUUUAGAUUCUGACACCAACACAUCUCCGUCGUACAGUCUGAACAUGCUUUAUUGUGGUCCAAACGACAAUUCUUACCUGGGACGUGGAUCGCCAGCACCAAAUGCCGAAUUGCAAGCGUUUGUUAGUGAACUCGCCACCAGUAUCAAGUCCGAAAUUCGUGAAGUGACCAAAAAAGUUGAAAACGUUUUAGAAAACACCGAUUCUGUAGACGUGUCUUACUGUAAAUAUGACAAUCACGAAAGCAGCAGCGAAGAUGGACGGAGCGACUCCAUUUCCGCGACAGAAGUUGCGGAAUAUUUGGAAAAGGUAUCGAAAGAGAUGGUUAACGAAGUUAAAUCAGAGAUUCGGGACGUCGUUAGUGCUGUGGACGUAUUCAUAAUGCCCGAAGAGAGGAUGUCGUCAUAUUCGAGGCUUAAUUCCAGUGAAAGUGAUAAAUACCCUUCCACUUCUUCAAAAGGAAGAUAUACACCGGGAUCCAGCAGUGAGACAGUUAUUCAACUUAUUAAUCAAACCGAUUCUCCUAAUGUACCGAGCGAUGAAGAGGCCGGAACAUCCGAGCAAAACGCCAACAAACUGGCCGCUUCCACGGUCACCAGUGUCAGCUCUCAAGAUUCCGGCAUUAAUCUUUCAUUCCACGAUCAGGAGUAUUCUUCUAACGAAUUUGCUAAAAGACGCAGCAGCUCGGAAUCGUCGGCAACUCGUCAUUUGCGAAAAGAAAGUGACAAACUUAAAUUUUCCACGUUACAAAGACAGAACAAAAGUGAAGUGAAUGAGAAAUGUAUCGUGGAUCAGGACAGAUCCGGUCAGAUUAUGAAGUGGUCUAGUCCGCCAAAGAACGUCUGGUUGCAAUGUUUGGAGGCUUUGCAAGAAUACGAAAUGAUUAAAGAUGGUGAUAAAGUCAUGGUCUGCUUAUCGGGUGGCAAAGAUUCGCUCUGCUUAUUGCACACGUUGCUUCAAUAUCAAAGUCAUGUGCAAAAUAGAGGGAUUCUCUUCAGUUUGGGAGCCGUCACAAUCGAUCCCGAUUCUUCUGGUUGUGACCAUUUUAAACUUAUGCCUCAUUUGAAAAAUUUGGGAGUACAUUACAUUGUCGAAGAUCAGAGCGUGUCCCAAACAGAUAUCGGCAAGUGUCGAUCGUCGACUUCUAAAUGCAACUUUUGCAGUUUUUGUACCCCCGACAAACGAAGGAGAUUGUACUGUGCUGCCAAAAAUUAUGGUUACAAUGUUUUGGCAAUUGGACAACAUUUGGACGAUUUUGCCGAAAGCUUUCUAAUGUCUGUUUUUCAUGGUAAUAGUCUCAGAACAAUGAAGGCGCAUUAUUUAAUAAGAGAACACGAUUUACGAGUAAUUCGGCCAUUUGCUUAUGUAAGAGAAAAGGCUCUAAGACAGUUUGUGGUAAGCCACGGGUUACCCGCAGUGUGUAAUAAUUCAAGUCCAGAAACGACAAAAGAACGCCAAAGAGUUAGACAAGUUUUAGCUCAGCAAGAAAUAUUAUUUCCGAAGCUGUUCACGAGCUUACGAAUCGCUUUGAAACCUUUGAUGACUUUCCAGUUAGAUUCUAAGAAAUCGAAGAGAAACGAUUCUGAGAAAAGCACCGAAGAAACGGACACAUCCGACCCAGAAACUGACGAAGAGCCAGUACUGAAAGAUGACUGAUUUAUUUAAUUUAAUUAGCUUUAUCAUUUUUAUAAUUAUGUUGUCAGUAUUUUUCGUCAAAUUCGUAGGUUAAACCUCGAAAAGGACAAUUAUACCCCCGCCCCUUUCCUUCCAGAAUUUCCCUUUGUGUAAUUGUUAUAAAUUUAUUUAAAGACUUUAUCGUUUCUGAACUGUUACAGCAUGUAUCUACACAAGAUUUGAAUACUUUGAAAAUUGAAAACUUGCCAAAAAAAAAUAAUGAAAUUUUUUUCUAAUCAAAACUAUUUUUCUAAAUGUUGUUCUUAGAUCAAGACGAACGCAUGGUUUGUCUACUUUGUAAGUGUUUAUUACACGUUAUAUGCAUGAACAAGAUUUUAGAAGGACAACUGAAAUUAUUUAAGUUGUUUUUCGUAAAUAUUGGUGUGAUAUGUAAUAUUUGUAAGAAAAUGAAAAGCUAUUUAAAAAUUCAGUUCACCUCCAAACACAUACAAAAAUAGAACGUAGUUUUGCAAAACUUCAGUGUAAGUAAUAGAAGACGAUAAGAUCAAAUUAAUUUAUUUUCCAUUUUUAGUAAAUGGUCGUCUUUAUUUGGAGAGUUUUUGAAUUUUUAAGUUCCAGGGGCUCAGGGUUCGAAAUAUAAAAAAAUAAUCAAGUCUGUACCUUAUUUUUAAUUUGAAACUUGAAAACUUCAACUCCAUAUGAUGCAUGCACCUUACAAUUUUACAGGCUUUUAGCUAUUUUUGUUCGAACAUUAAUUUCAUAGAUGAAUUAAAUGGCGAAAUUUGUUGCUAUUAAAAUUAAGGUAGACCCAUAAGUGGCUCCUAGCUCCUGAGAGCAUAAAAAUCCAAAAAUAACUAGCUACUUAUUAUUUGUUACAGGUAAUGUUGUUAAUAUUUACUAUACAGUUGCUUUAGCUAUGUUGAGGUGUACGUUAAAUCUAUUUAGGAUUUGAUACUGUGUACUACUGGAAAACUGAACAUUGCUUAAAAAAUUGUACUCAAAUGAAAAUAUUUACUUAAUUACUAUUAAACCAGUUACGGCAAGAAUGAUAUUAUUAUAAACUAUGCAAAUGCCAAACUGUAUACUUAUGUAGUUCCCUGUUUUGCUAUUUAUAAAAUGCCAUAAAUUAUUAAUUCGUGUAUGCUAUCAUUUUUGUAUAUUAUAUUAUGGUAGUCUAUAUAGUUAAGAUUUGUGCUAUGGAUAUAAUAGUAAUAAUACAUAAUAGCAUCCAAAGGAAAUCUAAUACCCAACACAAAUAUCUCGAAAUUUGUUAUAUUUCGUAAUAUCUAUCUAUUUAUUUAUAGUUGCGGUAUUUCCAAAAUAAUGAUAUAAACGCAUUGUGGUAUUAGAUACUACAAGGAAAGAUCAUUGCAAGGUAUGCAUGGAUGGUCUGCCCCUGAAACUCAAAGAAUAAGGGUCAAUUACGUAAAAAAAUCGCUCUGAAAAUUGCUGAAAAAUACAAUAAGUGUAACUACGGUUCUAACUAUCCCGUUUAAAUUUACAAUAUCUACUUAAUGUAUUAAAAAAUGUUUUUUAAUUCUAUCAAUUUCGUACUUUCCUUAGAUUCCUAAGUUUUAUUCCUUAAUCUCGUCAUUUUUAAGUAUGAGAGCACUGGUGAUACUUUUUUUUUUUAGUGAUAUAUGUUAAUUAAAAAUAAAAUUGCAAAUAAGAAUGCUUAUUAAUGUUAGUUCUAGUUUUAAGAAAAAAAAUCUAGAAAAGAUAUAUUUUCAAAGGCAUAGCCAAAAUUUCAGUUGCACAUUUCAAUUUUCAGAACAAUUUUUCUUGUGAUGUGGUCCCUUGCCUUUUUUUGUGCAAUUUACUACUGCUACUUUUUAUCCCUAAAAUAUCAUUGGUUUAUAAGUAAAAAUACAUUCUACUAUAAAUAAUUUUCCAUUUACAGAAAAGUACCGAAUGUGAAUGAAUCAAUUAAAAAAAAGAAUAAUCCCUUACUAUUUAAAAAUUAUUAAAUGAAAUAAUAAAAACUUUUAAUUAAACUGUAAACCAAUGCAAACGAAAAAAGUAACUUGUGCAAAAAAAGAGUAUAAUCCUUGUCUUCAGGAGUGGUUUGCCGAUAUGUAUGUCGCCUAUCAUUUAUGCAUAAUGUGAUUAUAUUGUAAUUAAUUUAAUUCCGAAUUUAUUAUCACUGUUUUAAGUUAUUAAUUGAUUAGUAAAUAUACUCGAAUAUGUUGUUA